Synchiropus splendidus (mandarinfish) is the source of this 2748-nucleotide messenger RNA. It is a transcript of the gene ccni2, whose product is annotated as cyclin I family, member 2. The transcript has 5 exons. The coding region runs from base 219 to 878 and encodes 219 amino acids. The record is from RefSeq and is a predicted model, not a curated record. Gene Ontology annotation, cellular component: cytoplasm; nucleus; cyclin-dependent protein kinase holoenzyme complex. Lineage: Eukaryota; Metazoa; Chordata; Actinopteri; Syngnathiformes; Callionymidae. Gene Ontology annotation, biological process: regulation of cyclin-dependent protein serine/threonine kinase activity; mitotic cell cycle phase transition. Gene Ontology annotation, molecular function: cyclin-dependent protein serine/threonine kinase regulator activity.
UCUCCCGCCUGCUGGCCGUCUUCCUGGCUCAGAUGAUAGUUGCCGAGUGGCGUUUUCACCGUUUAUUUCAACGCUCCAAAGCGCAUUCUAAAAUGGCGGUGUUGUUUUGACGAGGCUGCUUCCUGCUGUUUGUCCAGGAACUUGAAUCUAACGGUGCAAACGCGUCCGAACUGGGCUCGAACCUGCGACCCAGUGCUGCUGCCCCAAGUCCUUAUUAAAUGUGUGUGUGGCCCGGGUGCAGCCUGGCCGGUGCCGUGGUCCAGAUGAAGAACCCGGCCACAGCGGAGAGCCGGCGUCUGCUCGGGCUUCUGGAGGAGGCUCUGGUCCGGGAGCGCCGCCUCUGGAAGGUCCCGGUCUUCAAGAGCGGCCACAUCCAGGGCACUGACAUCUCUUCAUCCCAGCACCGUGAGAUCAUCCUCUGGCUCCUGGACAUGAACAGGAUGUUCCAGUUCUGCCCAGAGACCUUUGCCCUCGGCGUCUGCGUCCUCAACAGGCUGCUGUCCACCGUCAAGGCUCAACCGAAAUACCUGAAGUGCAUCGCCUUCACCUCGCUGGUCCUGGCUGCCAAAAUCAACGAGGAGGAUGAGGUGAUCGGCUCCGUCGGCGAGCUGGUGGCGCAGAGCGGGUGCAACUUCUCCACGGCAGAGAUUCUGCGCAUGGAGCGGAUCAUACUGGACAAGCUGCAGUGGGACCUGUACACGUCCACGCCGGUCGACUUCGUUCACAUCGUAAGUUGGACAGAACAGCCGCGCGGAGCCUCAAAGCACAGUGGUACGACAGCACGCGACAAACCUUCAUGCUCACUUCACACUUGGUCCACAGAGAGAGUGUGCGUUCAGUUGUGGUCGGGACUAGUUUGGUUGCCGUGUUUGACUUGACUUGACUUGAAAACGCCCCUGGUUCAGUCUUGCAUAGAAAAACUAAAUUCAGGUGAAACAAGUGCCGGAGUCAGUCGCUUGUUUCUGGACAGAAAACCUGUUCCAAGCAACUGUUUCUCAAACCAAGGCACAAUUGACGAAAACAUAAUACAAGCCUUUCAAGCUUGGCUGCAGCUCCCAGUUGUGCAUUGGAAUGAUAGCGAGGCUCGUCCACACGAGCGGGAAAUUCACUUGUUUUUUUGCUUUUUUCAAACACUAAAAUGCAGCAGUGAUGUCAUAGACACACCUCUGCAUCCUCGCCCUGCAACUACAACAAUGGCCGAAGUGUUGCACUAGUUCUGCACCGGCUUAUCGGAAAGAUUGACAUAAAAUUGUUGGCCACCGAUUGUAGUUUUCAUUUUGGUCGCCAUGUUUGUAUUCGCCACAUCUUCCAGAGUGUCACAGCGGCACACGGAGGCCGUGGCGUGUGCACCGCACCGUAGUGUGGACGCAGAUUUUUCCCCUGAAACAAAACGGCAGGGCAAAAGAUCGCAAUGGAAUAAAUGUACGUUUUUGUGUGGACGAAGCCUGGAUUCAAGAUGGAGGUGAAGGCUAAGGAACAACGUCUGGGGAGUCAAAUAUUGGUGCUGUGUUUGGUGUAAAGCUUCCAAACUGUGGGCCUAAAUUUGACUCGCGUUUCGUCUCUCUGGACCACAAACCUCUGGGCCUGAAACGACUCAGAUCCAGGCUGAUUUAUUAGUUUCCUUAAAGCCACGAACCCAUAGAAAGCAGUUUGGCACAGAGCAGGUUCUGAUGGGACCUGCAGGUUCCACUAUCACGUCACUCGGUACGAUAGAGAGACAAGGCCAUUUAAAGAAAAACUCAUAAAAAUAAAGACGCUUCUCUUCUUAUAUACUCGGAAUAAAUCUUUCCUCCAUAAAUAACUUCUAGCUAUUUGCGUAAACUCCACCCUGAUGAACGGCUUCGGUAGGUCACAGACUCACGUCACCAUGACACUGACACGCAGGAAACACUUGAUAUGCUCGACGUGCAAGGGAAGGCAGCCACGGAAGGGAGAGAGAAACCGCGUGAGGAGCUCGGCCCUCGCUGCUGCGCCGCCCUCACGCUUCUGCUGACAUGGCUUCAGUUGUGCUACGGGCAGGAAGGGGAUGCAGAAGCUUGAGGGGAAGGAGAGGAAAAGACAACAAAGGCCUGAUGAUGUCGCCGUAGAGCUGCACAGUCUGUGGCUCCAGAAAGUUCCCUUGAGAUGGCUUCCUUAUUUUCAAAGCCAACAGGGGGCGCUGUGUUCGAUUCAUCAUUCUGAAUUGUUUCACUCGCUACACCAACGUUUUUAACAUCUCCCUUGUUUAGUUUGACGCGGAGAUGUCGCUAAUGCUGUUGACGUCAGAUUUUCAUAGUUUUUACUUCCGAUGUCGGUGGACCGUUCUUGAGCCACGUUGAAACAAGCUAUUGCACCGGCGCGGUUCGUUCUGUAGCUGUAAUAUUGCAGCUUUGUGCGGCAACAAUUUUGGCGAUGCUGGUAGCUUCUUGCUAGCCACAUGCUACGAGUUAGCUGUAGCUGAUGCGCACUGUUUGGUUCAGUUUUAGCGCUGCUUGCGUUAUCUUGUUAGCCAUUUCCUGGACUGUGGCAUUCGCUUGAGCUGUUGUCGCGCUUUGCUAGCGCCUUGUGAGGAACGCAGCUUGGCGCCAGUGCUAGCAUGUUCCAGACCUGUCAGUGUCGAAGGUUUGACGCGGUUAUCCGGAGGGUGAAUUAAAAUGUCCGAACUGUGCAGCUCUACUCGCGUUAAACGUCCGCUACGGGACGAAACGACGGACGGACGGACGGCGCCUGACACGGCUCCCUUGUAGUCCAGGAAGGGGGGGGGAGGAC